Messenger RNA from Pieris rapae (cabbage white), 1725 nucleotides. RefSeq names its product cyclin-dependent kinase 1 (gene Cdk1). Gene Ontology annotation, biological process: protein phosphorylation; G2/M transition of mitotic cell cycle; mitotic G2 DNA damage checkpoint signaling. The transcript has 7 exons. Gene Ontology annotation, cellular component: nucleus. The coding region runs from base 291 to 1226 and encodes 311 amino acids. The record is from RefSeq and is a predicted model, not a curated record. NCBI's taxonomy places the organism in Eukaryota, Metazoa, Arthropoda, Insecta, Lepidoptera, Pieridae. Gene Ontology annotation, molecular function: RNA polymerase II CTD heptapeptide repeat kinase activity; ATP binding; cyclin-dependent protein serine/threonine kinase activity.
UUAUGUCAAAAAUUUCAAACUUAACGUUUGUCCUACGACAACGCAUCUGCCUCGAAUUUGUACUUUUAAUUUUAAAUAUUUGACGUUAUUUAAUUAUUUACUUUAAACGUUUCAUCAAAGUGUGUACUGUUUUAUCCAUAGCUGACCAAUUUCGUUCGUAGAUGCUAUUAUCAUUGUUACCAUUUGCUAAAAAAAACAUCAAAGCCUGCGGUCUUUGCAUGCACGUUGCAAAAUAAUUUUUACUAGUUAGUUUUUAAAAGGGUAGCAAAAUUAAGCUCCCACAGUACAAAAUGGAAGAUUUUUUGAAGAUAGAAAAGAUUGGGGAAGGGACUUACGGUGUUGUGUAUAAGGGUAAAAACAAAAUCACUGGAGAGUAUGUUGCAAUGAAGAAAAUCAGAUUGGAGUCUGAAGAUGAAGGCAUUCCUUCAACAGCGAUACGAGAAAUAUCUUUGCUGAAGGAAUUGAAUCACUCAAACAUUGUUAAAUUAGAGGAUGUGCUAAUGGAAGAAAAUAAACUUUAUUUAAUUUUUGAGUUUUUGUCGAUGGAUCUGAAGAGAUAUAUGGAUUCCUUGGGAUCAGGCAAGUUUAUGGAUCCUGCCACUGUUAAAAGUUAUCUGUAUCAGAUUAACAGUGCUAUUUUAUACUGCCAUCAACGCAGGAUUCUACAUAGAGACCUCAAGCCGCAGAAUUUACUUAUUAACAAGACAGGUAUUAUUAAGGUAGCAGACUUUGGUUUGGGCCGUGCUUAUGGAGUACCAGUCCGUGUAUACACUCAUGAAGUUGUUACACUAUGGUACAGAGCCCCUGAGGUGUUGCUUGGCUCACAGAGAUAUUCCUGUCCUAUUGACAUGUGGGCUGUGGGGUGCAUCUUCUCUGAGAUGUCUUCAAAGAAACCCUUGUUCCAAGGAGACUCAGAGAUUGAUCAACUUUUCAGAAUCUUCAGAAUGCUCCGGACUCCAACAGAGGAGACCUGGCCUGGAGUGUCAUCGCUACCAGAUUAUAAGCCCACAUUCCCCAAUUGGUCUACUUACAAUCUACACAAUAAUGUCCAAAACCUGGAUGAGGCAGGCAUGGAUUUGCUUCAAAGCUUCCUCGUUUAUGACCCAGCUAAGAGGAUCACCGCAAAGGACACCCAAAAGCACAGAUAUUUCCGUGACGUCAAACUGCCCCCGGAAUUAACACGCACAAACGCCUACAUCAAGAACGAAGACGUCAAAGAGGUUUAGCAAACAAGAAAUUGAUUCAUCAAAAGACUUCGGCCAUAUGAAAAAGAUCAAAUUUGAUGUUAGCAAACUCAAAUUACUUGAUUCCAAAAAAAAUACUAUCGGAAUGGGUAAUGUAUCCAAAAUAUAUAAAAAUUCCAAACAAAUAAUGUAUAAUAACUAGAAAAAGAAAUUAAGUUGCAGGGUUCUAUACAAUUCCAGGUUUUUUCCAAUUGAUUUUUUUAUUUUUUUAGAAAAAUCAACUAAUUGCAAUUACAAAGUAUUUUAUAAAACUCCUCCUUCAAUAUUGAUGUCCUUCUGAGUCUUAUAUAACAAAGGCUUAUCAUUGAUUUGUUCCCAUUCUAAAAGAACGGUGACCAUACAAAUACAACAUUAAUAAUUGUGUUUGUUUCUUCCUUUACCUCAGAAACUGCCGGUUCGUAUUGAAAUUGUUUGUGUUAGUCUAUAGAUCGACAAUGGGACGUUUUGACCUUGUACUUUAUCAAAAUAGCUAGAAACUCCU